AUGCUUUACAACCCUCAAUAUUUCUCAGGGAGAAGGUAUAGGAGUGGUAGUAAAAAUAAGGAUCUAUCAGAAUAUAGCAUCAAUUUUCAAGAAUCUCAAACCAGAAACAUUACAGACAAAUGCGUUUCACGAGGAAUUUUAUCAUAUGAAGUGCAAUAUAAAAAUAGACCCCAUGAUAGAGAUGAGUACCUUAUAAUCACAUGGGCUAUCAAAUCCUACUUAAAAAAAGGGAGAAAUUCAAUGGCUAUUAACAUAUGUGAUAAACCAGUAACCAAGAAUAAUCAUUAUUCUCGUUACAAGAGAUUACAUUCAGAAAACAAGAGAAAAUAUCCUGGCAGUUGUAUUAAAGUUUCUGGAUCCACUUAUAAUGUCUGUGGAAGCAUUACAGAUGGGGCAAAUGCGAAAAUGGAUUUCUCCAUCGGACAAACAAAUCAAAUUCCAAAUAGACCUGAUUAUCAAAUAUUCUCAACAAAUCGUAGUUCAGUCGUUCCGAGAACUGAAAUUAGUCCUCCUAAUUAUGAACAAGUAUUUAACAAAAAAAUACCUAAA
Diversispora eburnea is the source of this 549-nucleotide messenger RNA. Lineage: Eukaryota; Fungi; Glomeromycota; Glomeromycetes; Diversisporales; Diversisporaceae. The record is from the annotation of a GenBank genome assembly.